UGUGUGUGUUUGUUGCUCGUGUUAAAUUUUGUUAAUUAUUUGUAAUUGGCUAUUUAGUUAAUUUAUUACUCAAUUGGCUUACACUUGUGGCUGUAGUUCUUAAAAAAUGUGCGCGUCUCAUUAUAUUUUCAUCAACCGCAAUUAGACGCGCUCUCUCGCUGUCUCUCUCGCUUGCCAAUAAUUUUUUGGAGAAGAAGCAACAGCUGAAAACAAAAACAAAAGAAAAAAAGCAGUUGAAUUUCCGCUUUUUAAAUUGUAAAUAGCCAACAGUGCAAAAAGACACAGACAAGAUAAGCGUGUGCUAAGAGCACACACACAUAUGUGAAAAAAUGCGCACCACAAUUGAGUUUGAGGAGUGCCUAAAGGAUUCGCCGAGAUUCAGGCAAUUUAUAUCCAAGGAGGAGAACGACAUUGAACACUUGGAGCAGCGGCUGGAGAAAAUCAUUAAGCUGUGCAAUGUGGCCGUCGACUCAGGCAAGGAAUAUGUUAAAAAUCAGAGCGCCUUUGCCAUGUCCUUGUGGGAUCUGCAGCAGCAUUUUCUCGACAAUAAAAAUGCGCACAAUGCGCUGGGCAAGCUUAUUCAUUGCUAUCAGGAAAUGAACAAAUUUCACACGAUACUAUUGGAUCAGGCCAGUCGUACGGUGUUAAAGAAUCUCAACGUAUUUGUCAAGGACGAUAUCAACCAGGUCAAGGACUACAAGGGUCACUUUUUGAAAGUAUCCGAGGGUUACGAUAAUGCGCUUUUGAAAAACGCCCAGGCGAGCAAAAAUCGUCCACAGGAGGUACAAGAGGCCGCCAACAUAUUAUCUGCUUCCAAAUCUUGCUUUCAACACACCGCUCUGGACUAUGUCAACUAUAUAACGUUAGUGCAAGCGCGCAAGGUGCCUUCAAUUCUUUCCACGCUACUGGACUACUAUCAGGCCUGUGUGACCUACUACCAUCAGGGCUUUGAUUUGUGCAACGAUUUUGAUGAGUUUUUCAAGAAUAUCAGCGAGGAUCUGAAUGCUUUACGUGGCGACUACCAGCAGCUGGAGAAAGUCAUGCAGAAUCGGCACAUGAGCGUGAAUCGCUAUUGCGAUUCCAAUACAAACAGCACCUCGCAUAAUGUUGAGGGCUAUUUGUUCAAGAAGAAAUCAAAGGGCUUUAAGACAUGGUGCCGACGUUGGUUCUACCUGAGCGAUAAUCAGUUGGUCUACAGUGAUUUGGAUUCGCAUUGCAGAAAACGCAGCAACGAGGACUCAUUCUCGGUCAUGGAGGAGGACUUGCGCAUUUGCACUGUGCGUCCCGUAAACGAAAGCGAUCGACGCUUCUGCUUCGAGGUCAUUUCGCCUACAAAGUCACACAUAUUGCAAGCAGAUUCGGCGGAUAUGUUGUCGUUGUGGAUUUCAGCACUGCAACAUAGCAUCGGAGCUGCCAUACAGCAUGACACCUCGCAGCACUCGCGGCCACAAACCAACAACGCGCCAAAUGCUUUGCCCGUCAAGCGUAGAAUCCACUGGGAGGAGUUUUUGAAAAUACCUGGCAACUCACUGUGCUGUGAUUGUCGUGGCUCGCAGCCUCGAUGGGCUUCCAUUAACUUGGGCAUCACCUUGUGCAUUGAAUGCUCUGGCGUGCAUCGCAGUUUAGGUGUGCAUUAUAGCAAAGUGCGCUCGCUGACGCUAGACGCUUGGGAAACUGAGAACGUUAAGGUCAUGAUGGAGCUAGGCAAUGAGGUAGUCAAUCACAUUUACGAGGCGCGCGUACCCGAGGACUGUGAGCUGCGUAAACCGACGGAACAGUGUGAAAUUGGAGUGCGCGAGGCUUGGAUAAAGGCAAAAUAUGUGGAACGCAGGUUUGUAUGCGGCAUGCCCAAGCCACAAGAGCUGCUGGCCAGUGAAACAGCUGAGGUGCUUAGCAUAGACAGUGCCGAGGAUGCGGCUGUUGGUAAACGUGCCACAUUGUCGCUGGGCGGCACACGCAAGUGGGUGGUAAAAAGACUACGCAGGCGACGACAGCAGCGUCCACUGACCAAGACACUGAGCGAUGAGCCCAGCAUAUACAACUCGGCCAAAACCGGUGACGAGUUGGAUGAAGAUGAUGAUGAUGAAUCUAUUAACAUUCCCUCAAUGUCGCUGAGCAUUUCACGCGAUGAUUUGCUAGUCAUUGGUGAUGACCUGGCGUUGGAUAGCUAUGCGACACCUGCCAUUUUAGGCAGCGAUCAGGAAAGCACAGAGGGUGAAUCUGAGCCCGAACAGCCAGAGGAAUUACCCUUUACGCUACUCGAUGCCAACCUCUUGCUCUACAAAGCAUCCAUUGUACACAAUUUGCCAGUGAUGUGCAUGGCCUUUGCAUUGGGCGCGGAUAAGCACUGGAAGAAUACGCAGGAUCGACAGCGUUCAUUUCUGCAUCAAGCGGUGCUAUCAGGCUCUGUGAUGGCUUGCGAGUAUUUGUUACUAAAUGGCGUCGGCAUUGAUUCAGUCGACGAGCUGGGCUACAGCGCAUUGCAUAUAUCCACGGCCAAGGGACACAUUGCGCAGGUUUAUCUGCUGUUAAAGCAUAAGGCAGCCUAUGAUCUAACCUCAGCUGAUGGAAAAAAAGCGCUGGAUAUUGCCGUGGAACAAAAGAAUGCAGACAUUGUCACACUCUUGAGAUUGACACGUCUCAAUGAUGAAAUAGGAUUAAACGAUGAGUACAAUGGCGAGGAUGAGACAUACAAAGAUGUUAUGAAGGACUUUUCUAACUUUGCAGCCAGUCAACCGCGUAUGUUGCGUCAACGCAACGACUCCAAUACGCUUGAGUCACAGCGCAGUUCGCUUACAAACUCCGACUAGCCCAAUGUUGGUUAGAUAUGCGUUAUGAAUUAUUGUUGAUUGUUGUUCAAAAAUUGUUAAACGAUUCCAACUCAAAUCAAUAUCCUUCUCUAGGUAAUCU
This is a messenger RNA of Drosophila busckii, 2910 nucleotides long. RefSeq names its product arf-GAP with coiled-coil, ANK repeat and PH domain-containing protein 2 (gene CenB1A). Gene Ontology annotation, cellular component: cytoplasm. NCBI's taxonomy places the organism in Eukaryota, Metazoa, Arthropoda, Insecta, Diptera, Drosophilidae. The record is from RefSeq and is a predicted model, not a curated record. Bases 330 to 2810 code for a protein of 826 amino acids. Gene Ontology annotation, molecular function: GTPase activator activity; protein binding. The transcript has 9 exons.